This is a messenger RNA of Beauveria bassiana ARSEF 2860, 861 nucleotides long. Its product is annotated as Cytochrome P450 CYP534C2. Gene Ontology annotation, molecular function: monooxygenase activity; heme binding; iron ion binding. The transcript has 3 exons. The coding region runs from base 1 to 861 and encodes 286 amino acids. The record is from RefSeq and is a predicted model, not a curated record. Lineage: Eukaryota; Fungi; Ascomycota; Sordariomycetes; Hypocreales; Cordycipitaceae.
AUGCCGUGCAGAAGUGCGAGAGAGGCGGGCCGAGCAGCAAGAGAUGACCUCGGGUAUACAAACGAGCUGCUCGAUAAGCGACUGACCGAAGACAAUGAGGCAGGACCGGAGAUAAAGAACCUGGGCAUGGGAUUUCUGGGCCAGUUUAUGCGUACGGGCAACGACGGCGGCGAAUUGGACCGCAGCGCCAUCAUUGGCAACUCGUUCAUUCUGCAGCUGGCCGGGCACGAGACGACAGCCGACGCUCUGUUGUACACUAUAGUGUUCCUGGCAUGCUUUCCGGAGGCUCGGCGGCGGCUACAACAGGAUUUGGAUGCGGUGCUGGGCGACACGGAGCUGACAGAGUGGGAGUACGGCAAGUUCACGGCGCAAGAUCAGGUGGCAACCGAGGACGGGCAGCAGUACACGUUACCCAGCGGCGUACCGGCGUUGGUCGCGGCCAUGUGCACGGCAAUGGACCCGCGAUACUGGUUGACGGGCCCGAGCCAGUACGAGACAGGCAAGACGGAUCUUGCCGACCAUCUGCCACAGCGGUGGUUCCGAGAAUGUGAUCAGGACGCAGAGAAGGCGGCAGCAAGCAGCCUCUCGACCAAGGGCGAGGAAGAGUUAUAUGACAGCGGCUCGGUGAUGAGCGACAAGCUAUUUCGGCCAGUGCCAAGGGCCAUCAAGCUGGUGGUGGACAAGGAGGACGUGCAGGAGAAAAACACGGAGCAGGUGCUGUAUCUAGAGGCGAGACGUAAGACUCUGGCCACGCUCAAAACGGCGAGAAUGGCGACGACGCUGAAGCUGUUGGUUGGGCAGCAAAUUGGGUUACGGAUUGCAAAUCGUGGAGAGGAGAGGUUUGUGAGUUGGAUGGACUGA